UGACUUUUAUCUCCUCUUCACUUCCUGUAGUUGAUCAAGCAACAUGGCAGCCUCCAGCAAGACGCCAAGCAGACGAGUGUUUGUGGUCGGGGUAGGCAUGACAAAGUUUGAGAAGCCAGGUCGGCGGGAUGACUUUGACUACCCAGAGAUGGCGAAAGAAGCAGGCACAAAGGCCCUUGAGGAUGCUGGUAUAUCUUAUGAUGAGGUGCAGCAGGCUUGUGUCGGAUAUGUUUACGGUGACACAACAAGUGGACAGAGAGCGCUGUAUCAGCUUGGAAUGAGUGGAAUUCCCAUCUAUAAUGUAAACAAUGCUUGUGCUACUGGAUCCACUGCUCUAUAUAUGGCAAGAAACCUCAUUCUGGGAGGGCUUGCUGACUGCGUGUUGGCUCUCGGCUUUGAGAAGAUGGAGAGAGGAUCGCUGAAGAAGAAGUUUACUGACAGAACAAAUCCAAUGGACAAACACAUGGAGGUGAUGAUGAAUGCCCACGGUCUGGAGAGGGGCCCAGUCACGGCCCAGAUGUUUGGAAACGCCGGCAAGGAACACAUGCAGAAAUACGGAACAAAACCAGAACAUUUUGCCAAAAUUGCCUGGAAAAACCACAAACAUUCCACGAAUAAUCCCUACUCUCAGUUUCAAGAUGAGUAUUCCCUGGAACAAAUCAUGGCAUCCCCCAAAAUCCACGAUCCACUCACCAAAUUACAAUGUUGUCCAACAUCAGAUGGAGCAGGGGCAGCCAUUCUUUGCAGUGAAGAAUUUGUCAAAAAACACAAUCUACAAAACCAGGCUGUUGAGAUUGUUGCCAUGGAAAUGGGUACUGACUUCCCCAGCACAUUCAAGGAGAACUCAUGCAUGAAAAUGGUUGGAUAUGACAUGGCUAAAGCUGCAGCUGACAGGGCAUUUGAGAAAGCAGGUUUGAGUCGAGAUGCAGUGCAGGUUAUAGAACUUCAUGACUGUUUCUCAUGUAAUGAGCUGAUCACAUACGAGGCGCUGGGUCUGUGUGGAGAAGGGAAGGCUAAAGAUUUGGUUGACUCUGGGAACAACACGUACGGUGGGAAGUAUGUCAUUAACCCGAGUGGUGGACUCAUCUCCAAGGGCCAUCCUCUGGGUGCCACUGGUCUGGCUCAGUGUGCAGAGCUCUGUUGGCAACUGCGUGGAAUGGCUGGGAAAAGACAAGUCAAGGGAGCUAAGGUGGCUCUACAACACAAUCUAGGACUAGGGGGCGCUGUGGUCAUUUCUAUUUAUAGACUGGGAUUUCCUAAUGCUCAAAUGGGGAGACAAAUCCAGGCAGCUCCUGCCAGCAGCUCGGCUGAGAAGGACUUCAAAUGUCGAGUCAUCUUCGAUGAAAUCAAAGAAAAUCUGGACAAGGAUGGCCAAGCCUGGGUGAAGAAGAUGAAAGGAAUUUUCUGUUUUAAAGUGAAAGGUUCUGGUGGAAAGGAGGGUGUAUGGGUUGUGGAUGCCAAGAAUGGCAGUGGAUCAGUCAAGUUUGGAGCCGAUCCCAAAGGUGACGUGACGAUUAUAAUGACAGAUGAUGAUAUGGUUAACCUAAUGACAGGAAAACUCAAUCCUCAACAGGCAUUCUUCCAAGGAAAACUAAAAAUCCAGGGAAAUAUGGGACUAGCCAUGAAACUGAGAGAAUUCCAGAAUAGAACUAAGUCUAAGCUGUGAAGAAACAAGAUGUCAGAAUCACCAUCAGCGAAGAGACUUUUACUCAGAUAACAUUGCAUUAUUCAGAGAGACCAUGUGACUAUUCAUCCACCAAUCAUCACCUUAUAAUUUGAUCAUGUGACCAUACCAACUGUUGAUCAGUAGAUGUGAUUU
Saccostrea cuccullata (small rock oyster) is the source of this 1819-nucleotide messenger RNA. RefSeq names its product sterol carrier protein 2-like. NCBI's taxonomy places the organism in Eukaryota, Metazoa, Mollusca, Bivalvia, Ostreida, Ostreidae. The coding region runs from base 44 to 1666 and encodes 540 amino acids. Gene Ontology annotation, molecular function: acyltransferase activity, transferring groups other than amino-acyl groups. The transcript has 18 exons. The record is from RefSeq and is a predicted model, not a curated record.